UCAUAUAGUGUACUGUCUGACACGUCUAUCUGAGUGAGCUCGUGUUUACAUGACUGUUGUUAAAUAAAACAGAUCGAACAUACAGAUAUGUCCUUCAAGUACUUACGAUUUUGCACGAUCUCAGAUCGAGUCAUAACUUUAUCUACGAUACUUAGAAUAAACAUAGGGGUUCCCUUCAGCCGAACUGUUAAGGCGAACGUCUCAGUUGAAUCAAUUGACUGUCAACGUCCGAGAGUGAUAAUCAGUAAUCGAUAAAAAUAACGGAAGCGACGUUUCCACAUUCGAACCACGUACUAUAUUCGGACAUUGUGAUAUACAUACGCCAAGGAGCAGACUUUUAAUAACAACGAUAUUGGCUACGAAAUGGAAAACUUAAUAGUAGUGGAUGGUGACUUUGAAACUCAACUACGUCGCAAUUUGGUCCAAAGAGAGAUGUUGGAUAACACCUUCGCGCUACAAGCUCUCCUGAAUAACAAGUACGCCGUGUAUCAGACGCACUUGGAUUAUUUGCGCGCCGGCGCUCAGAUAAUAAGAACCAACAUAUACAGGACGUCCCUUAGUAAAUACUGUUAUCUCCCUCAGCAUGAAAAUCUGCCAAUUUUACAUACAUCUGUGCAGUUGGCCAAACAGGCCUUGUAUAAAUAUAACGACGAGAUGAGAUCUUACAGCUGCACAUUUAAAUAUCGAUCCCAACCUUUAUUGGCCGGUUCCCUCAGCAGUUAUUUUUCGAGUUUCGAGGAUGAAACUAAUGGUUUGAACAAUAUCACAAAUACCUCGGAGUAUUCCCUAUUUUUGUAUCACCGACAAAAUGCACGAGAGUUAUUAAACGCUGGCGUCGAUCUGUUGGCAUUCGAGUCUAUACCUUGUAUGUCUGAGGCGAAUGCAAUAGCUAACAUGCUGAAGUUCACGCCAAACAUUCGCAUGUGGAUUACGUUCUCAUGCCAGCCGAAUGGACUUUUAUUGGACGGAACACCCUUUACAAAAGCAGUUAAUUACUAUUGUGAUACCCUAUCCAGUCAAAUCUGUGCAAUCGGUGCCAAAUGUUCCUUGUCUAGCUCGAUGAAAUCCUUAAUGCGGGAGAUCAACAAGAAACAUUUUAUUCCGUUUGUGUUUUAUGCUGACAAAUGUCAUUUUUCUACAAAGGAAGCGAAUAGUGCAUCUAUUGCUGCGCCGCAGAACAAUUUCGUGGAGGAAUUGUUUGACUGCGGAGUACGUUACAUCGGCGGUGGUACCAACACUGUCGCGGAGGACAUAAGGGAGAUUCGUAAACAAGCAGACAAUUACAACUCCAAAAAGAAAAUUUUCACUUCACUCAAUUCAUGCUCCCACCAAAAUACGCUAAAUCAGUCGAAGUUAUAGUAACAAUAACUUUGUGAUCACUGCAUUUUGUGAUUUUAUGAUAUACUUACCGCGUAAAUAUUAAUGAACGAUAUUAUCUAAGAGAUCUAAAGUUUGUUACAAUGAAAUAAAUAUAUCUCUCUCAUUAUCUGCGUAGAGAAUGAUUAUGUCGUGCAUAAUGUAAUUAGAUCAACACAAUUCAAAAUAUGUAUCACAUGUUAAGACGAUUAAAAUCUGUAAACUUGAACAUAGAAUUGCUACAAUAGUUACUUGUACGCUAAUUGUAUACUGAGAAAAAAAUAUGGUUGAGUUAAUAAGACUUUGUUUGAAAUUACUAAAAUUCGAUAAAGCAAACGUUUAGGCAAUUAGCGAUUAUAUCGUUGCUGCGAAAAUUAUUUAUAUGUACAUAUAUAUAACUGAUUCAAUAGUUACGAUUUGAUUAUAUCAAUGCAACUUAUUGUUGCACUAAUAUAAUUUGUUCAAUAGAUACAAUAUAUUUUUAAAAGCGGAUGACCACCGAUUUGGUCGAUCUAUCUGCUUUCUUUCUCAAUGCAUAUAAAUCGUUUACUCAGUUUAUAAUAUAGUUUAAUUAACGAAAAAUAACGUUUAAUCUACCUUCCAAUGAUAAAUUGUACUAUCGUAUAUUCUUUAUAUAUUUUCGCGAUUUUCCAAAAUCGUGAAAGGAAUAAUCAUGUCUGACUCUAACCGUUUUAAUGUUAAUAGAAUAGAGAGUAUCGCUCUUCAAUUACGAAAAGGGAACAAUGUUGUUCAACGAUAUAUUUAACUAAAAUCCCUUUGCACGGCAUACAUACGAAAAAUAUUCGAUAGCAGUAAUAAUAGCUAUAUAAUAUAUGUAUAUAUAUAUAUAAAACUUAUUUGUUGAAACGCUAAUUAUUCGCAGAAUUUCAUAACGUUCACAAAUAUCCUCUUUUAAAAGCUUCCAUAACAGAUAAUCGACACGUCUAUCUGAAUGAGCUCAUGUUUACAUGACUGUUGUUAAAUAAAAAAUUGGACAUACAGAUAUGUCCUUUAAGUACUUAUGAUCUUGCACGACCCCAGAUCGAGUUAUAACUUCAUCUACAACAUACUUAGAAUGAACAAAGAGGUUCACUUCAGCCCAACUGUUAAGGCGAACAUCUCAGCUGAACUAAUUUACAGUUAUAUUCUCUCCGUCAACGAGAACGCCCGAGAGAGAUAAUCAGUAAUAGGUGAAUAUAACGGAAGCGACGUUUUCACAUUCGGACCGUAUUCGGGUAUUGUGAUAUACGGACGUCAAGGAGCAGACUUUCAAGAACAGCCAGCCAACAAUAUUGGCUACAAAAUGGAAAAGUUAAUGGUGCUGGACGGUGACUUUGAAGCUCAACUACGUCGCAAUUUGGGCCAAAAAGAGAAUUUGGAUAGCGCUUUCGCGCUACAAGCUCUCCGGGAUAACCAGUACGCCGUGUACAAGACGCACUUGGAUUAUCUGCGCGCUGGCGCUCAGAUAAUAAGAACCAACACAUACAGAGCGUCCUUAGAUUCCAUUAAAAAACAUUUACAUGUUCCUGAAAGUCCGCCAAUGUUGCACAUAGCCGUACAGUUGGCCAAACAGGCCUUGUUUAAAUAUCACGAGGAGACGGGUCCAGUUAAAAAUCGAUCCCGACCUUUAGUGGCCGGUUGUCUCAGCAGUUAUGCUUCGACUUUCGAAGAUGAAACUAAUGGUUUCAAACAUACUACAAAUUCCGUAUUCAAAUUCCUGAGUUGGUAUCAUCGACAGCGUGUACAACAGUUAUUGAAAUUUGGCGUCGAUAUCUUGGCAUUCGAGUCUAUACCUUGUAUGAGGGAGGUGAAAGCGAUAAUUGAGGUGCUGAAGUUGUAUUUAAACGCUCGCAUAUGGAUCACGUUCUCAUGCCAGCCGAAUGGACUUUUAUUGGACGGAACAUCCUUUGAAAAAGCAGCUACGUACUGUUGUAAUACUCUGCCCACUCAAAUUUAUGCAAUCGGUGCCAAAUGUUCCUUGCCUAACUCGAUGAAAUUCUUAAUGCGGGAGAUCAACGACAAGAGAUAUUUAAAAAUUCCGUUUGUGUUUUAUGUUGACAAAUGUCAUUUUUCUACUACGGAAGCGAAUGGUGCAUCUAUUAUUGCGCCGCAGAACAAUUUCAUGAAGGAAUUGUUUGACUGCGGAGUACGUUACAUCGGCGGUGGUACCAACACUGUCGCGGAAGACAUAAGGGAGAUUCGUAAACAAGUAGACAAUUACUGCCCUUCCAAAAAGAAAAUCACUUUACUCAAUUCAUACUCCAACCAAAAUACGCUAAAUCAUUCGAAGUUAUAACAACAAUAACUUUGAUCACUGCAUUUUGUGAUCUUAUGAUAUAUUUGCCGCGUAGAUAUUAAAUGACCAUAUUAUAUAGGAGAUCUAGAGAAUGAUUAUGUCGUGCAUAAUUCAAUUAGAAUCAACGCAAUUCAAAGUAUGUACACAUGUAAAGUUUACUGACAUUUAAAAUCUGUAAGCCUGAACAUAGGAUUGCUACAGUAGGUACUUGUUUGCUAAUUGCAUACUGAAAAAAAAUAUGGUUAAGUUAAUGAGACUUUGUCUGAAACGAUUAAAACUCAUUGAAGCAAACGUUUACGCCAUUGGACAAAUUACAUCGUUGCUGAAAUGAAUUAUAUAUAUGUACAUAUAUAUAAUUGAUUCAAUAGUUGCGAUUUAAUAAGUAACUAUAUUAAUGCAACUUAUUGUUGCACUAACGUAACUUGUUCAAUAGACACUAUUUCUUUGAAGGCGGAUGACCACCAAUUUGAUCGAUCCAACUGGUUUUUUCUCAGUGCACAUAAAUCGUUCACUCAAUUUAUAACACGCACUUAAUAAAUUGUUUGUACAGUUAAUUGUAAUAAUAUCGAUAAUUCUUUACAAUGAUAAUUUUUUCAAAUUUUUAUACAUUAUUUUGUUGCUAUAUUAUGUCGUUUAUUUAUUAUUGUAUCUCCAAAAUUAUUUAUUCUUUCUUUCAGAAUUAAAAGUUGUAUAAUUUCUGCAAUA
Messenger RNA from Odontomachus brunneus, 4357 nucleotides. RefSeq names its product homocysteine S-methyltransferase YbgG-like. Gene Ontology annotation, biological process: S-methylmethionine cycle. The record is from RefSeq and is a predicted model, not a curated record. Lineage: Eukaryota; Metazoa; Arthropoda; Insecta; Hymenoptera; Formicidae. Gene Ontology annotation, molecular function: S-adenosylmethionine-homocysteine S-methyltransferase activity. The transcript has a single exon. The coding region runs from base 364 to 1359 and encodes 331 amino acids.